AUGGUCAGACAUGUUGCCGUCAUACAAGGCUCUAGCCGAGGACUCGGACUUGCAUUCAGCCGUCACUUGCUCAACAAUACCCGCCUGCACGUCGUCGGCACCUCCCGAGACCCAGAAAAGGCUCGUCAUGCUAUCCUCAAGGAUGGCGACAAGUCACUAGAGAAGCGAUUGACCACGCUCGAGCUCGAUGUCCUCAACGAGGGAACAAUCUCUGCUGCUGCCGAGAGCGUCAAGUCAUCCCAGGGAGCCGAGUGCCUCAGGUUGCUCAUCAACGUGUCUGGCAUACUCGACAAGCCAGAGAAGUCGAUCAUGAAGCUCGACGCAGACACCUUGCGACGGACGUUUGAGAUCAACACGUUUGGCCAUCUGUUGACCUUCAAGCACUUCCUGCCGCUCCUCCCAACAAAGAAGGAGGCCAAGCAAGACGGCUCUGAAGAUCUUGCAGAGGGUCUGCUCAAGCCUGAUCUCUCAGUGAUGGCGAGUAUGAGCGCUCGCGUCGGCAGCAUCGCAGACAACAAGAUGGGCGGCUGGUAUUCCUACCGAAUGUCCAAAGCAGCCGUCAACCAGGCUGUACAGACGCUCAACAGAGAGCUUUCCAGUCGAUCAGUCGGCUCAAGCAUCGCACUCGCCCUCCAUCCUGGCACCGUACUCGGUACAGAUCUCUCUUCACCCAUCGUGGAUCCCAACACGAAAGAGAAAGACGGCGUCCACCCGCCAGCAAAAGCUGCACAGCUACUGCUGCAAGCAAUCGGUAAGAUGGGCAUUGACGACGGUGGCAAGUUCAUCGAUUUUGCCGGCAAGGAGAUCCCAUGGUAG
Messenger RNA from Mixia osmundae IAM 14324, 816 nucleotides. RefSeq lists its product as uncharacterized. The coding region runs from base 1 to 816 and encodes 271 amino acids. The transcript is spliced from 2 exons. Lineage: Eukaryota; Fungi; Basidiomycota; Mixiomycetes; Mixiales; Mixiaceae. The record is from RefSeq and is a predicted model, not a curated record.